Solanum verrucosum is the source of this 2712-nucleotide messenger RNA. RefSeq lists its product as uncharacterized. The record is from RefSeq and is a predicted model, not a curated record. Bases 1 to 2712 code for a protein of 903 amino acids. Gene Ontology annotation, molecular function: nucleic acid binding; RNA-DNA hybrid ribonuclease activity. The transcript has a single exon. Gene Ontology annotation, biological process: DNA integration. NCBI's taxonomy places the organism in Eukaryota, Viridiplantae, Streptophyta, Magnoliopsida, Solanales, Solanaceae.
AUGCCCCUUGGUCUAAAGAAUGCUGGAGCCACCUAUCAACGUGCAAUGCAAAACAUAUUUGAUGACAUGCUUCAUAAGAGGGUGGAAUGUUACGUCGAUGACUUGGUGGUAAAGACGAAGCAAAUGGAGCACCAUCUUGAAGACCUUCGAAUUGUUUUUGAAAGGUUAAGGAAAUUUGACUUGAAGAUGAAUCCACUCAAAUGCGCAUUUGGGGUUACCUCAGGAAAGUUUCUUGGCUUCAUCGUUCAUCACCGUGGAAUUGAAGUUGAUCCCGCAAAGAUUGAUGCCAUCCAAAAAAUGCCUGAGCCAAAAAACUUGAGAGACCUGUGUAGUCUACAAGGAAAUUUGGCAUUCAUUCAGAGAUUCAUUUCUAACCUGGUUGGACGAUGUCAACCUUUCAACCAUUUAAUGAAGAAAGAUGCUCCUUUCCACUGGGACCAAUCAUGUCGAAAUGCCUUUGAAAGCAUCAAGAGAUACUUGGUGAAUUCGCCUAUAUUGAGGGCACCAACUCUUGGAAAGCCAUUGAUACUGUACAUUGCAUCGCAAGAGCGAUCACUUGGGGCACUUCUUGCUCAAGAGAAUGAAGCUAAGAAGGAACAAGCAUUGUACUAUCUGAGUCAGACCUUGAUAGGAGUUGGGUUGAAUUAUACUCCCAUUGAGAAGAUGUGCUUAUCAUUGCUUUAUGCGAUAAGAAAAUUGAGGCAUUAUUUUAAAGCGUACACUAUCAAGCUAAUUUCUCGGGCUGAUCCUGUAAAGUUAGUAAUGACUCGACCAGUUCUCUCAGGACGUCUAGCAAGAUGGUCUAUAUUGUUUAAUCAAUAUGAGAUCAUUUACACACCUCAAAAGGCUGUGAAGGGGCAAGCACUUGCUAAUUUCCUUGUUGAUCACCCUCUUUCGGGAAAAUGGGAAACUUCAGCUGAGUUCCCUGAUGAAGAUGCAUUUCUUACUGAAAAGUUGCCAACAUGGACAAUGUUCUUUGAUGGAUCUGCACAUCGAGAUGGUGCAGGGGCGGGAGUCGUGUUGAUAUCUCCAGAACAACUAAUCUUACCAUUUUCAUUUGUUCUAGGUGAAACCUGUUCCAACAACGCCGCAGAGUACCAAGCUUUGAUUGUGGGCCUUGAAAUGGCAUUAGAUAUGAAGAUUCCUCAAUUGGAUGUCUACGGUGACUCUCAAUUGAUCAUUAAUCAACUCUCGGGGAGUUACGAGGUAAAAAAUGAAGAUCUUUUGUCAUAUCACCAAUAUGCUACUUUCUUACUUGAAAGGUUUGAUCAAGUGUUCUUAAAUCACGUCCCAAGAGAAGAAAAUCGCAUGGCAGAUGCUUUGGCUAACUUGGCUACAACAAUGUCACUCGGAGAAAAUGAGACAACAAAGGUGAGUGUAUGUCAUCGAUGGGUUAUUCCUGGUCGUCUUGAUCUUCAAAUCGAUGAAAGCCAUCAUACAUCAGUUCGAGUGGUUGAAGAAGAAGAUUGGAGAAAACCACUGGUUGAGUAUCUUGAACAUGGAAGACUGCCUGAGGAUCCACGAGUUAGAGCAGACAUUAAGACAAGAGCACCACGAUUCAUCUUUCACGAUGGGAUACUAUUUCGUCGUUCUUUUGAGGGACUAUUCUUGCGGUGUCUUGACAAAGAAAAAGCUCAACAAACAAUGGAUGAGGCACAUUCUGGCACAUGUGGAGCACACCAAUCAGGGCCUAAACUUCAUUUUCGCAUCAAGAGGAUGGGCUACUAUUGGCCAACAAUAGUGAUGGACUGCUUAGGGCAUGCAAAAAAGUGUCAAGCGUGUCAAUUCCAUGCUAAUUACAUCCAUCAAUCUCCAGAGGCUUUGCAUCCGACUGUAGCCUCAUGGCCCUUCGAUGCAUGGGGACUUAAUGUUGUUGGACCUCUUCCAAAGUCAUCAAAAGGACAAAUGUAUAUCUUGGUUGCCACUGACUAUUUCUCUAGAUGGGCUGAAGUUGUACCAUUAAAAGAGGUAAAGAAGGAAAAUGUUGUUGAUUUUAUCAAAUCAAACAUAAUUUUUAGAUAUGGCAUACCAAGAUGUAUAGUUACUGAUAAUGGAACACCCUUCAACAAUAAACUCAUGAGUAGCUUGUGCGAGAAGUUCAGUUUUAAGAAACAAAAGUCUUCAAUGUACAAUGCACCUGCCAAUGGUCUUGCUGAAGCUUUUAACAAGACAUUUGGUAACCUGUUGAACAAAGUAGUUGGAAAGAAUAAAAGAGACUGGCAUGAGAGAAUUGGUGCAGCUUUGUGGGCAUAUCGUACAACCUUUAGAACAGCUACGCAAGCGACUCUGUUUUCAUUAGUGUAUGGCAUAGAAGCAGUCCUUCCAUUGGAGAAGCAAAUUCCAUCAUUGCGAAUAGCAAUCCAAGAGGGACUCACAACUGAAAGUAAUGCUCAACUUCGUCUAGCAGAGUUGGAGGCAUUGGAUGAAAAGAGAUUGGAAGCACAACAAAGGUUGGAGUGUUAUCAAGCUCGACUUGCAAGAGCAUUCAACAAGAAGGUGAGACCUCAAUCAUUUCAAGUGGGAGAGUUGGUCUUAGCAGUCCGGAGACCCAUAAUCCUCAACAAACGCAUCGGUGACAAAUUUACAUCGAAAUGGGAUGGGCCGUAUGUUGUGAAGGAAGCAUACUCAAGAGGCGCUUAUAAAAUUGUAGACCAAGAUGGUGUAAGAGUUGGUCCAAUCAACGCUAAGUUUCUGAAGCAAUACUUCCCAUAA